This is a messenger RNA of Anthostomella pinea, 684 nucleotides long. The record is from the annotation of a GenBank genome assembly. NCBI's taxonomy places the organism in Eukaryota, Fungi, Ascomycota, Sordariomycetes, Xylariales, Xylariaceae.
AUGGACCCACGCAAGGUCCUCGACGUCGCGUCCGAUGCCGACUUCUCGGCCAUCAGAAAGGCAUACCACAAACUAUGUCUGCUCCACCACCCCGACAAGGCGGGCAAUAGUAUCGAGGUGCACGAGAGAUUCGUCCAGAUCCAGCGGGCCUACGAGCUUCUCUGCGCCGAGCCACAGGGACGGAAACGUCCUGUAAGAGAAAAUCCAGAGCCCAGCGGCGGAUCUAAGAAGCACAGGCCCAGUGAAGAUGCCGAGGACGAGGCGUUCCAAAUCCGCGUUCAAGCCACUGCCAAGGCGACCCGCGCCCUCAGAGACGUGAAGAUACUCCAGAGGAGGCUGGGAGACAUGUACAAGAUCUACGACGAGAAGUGCACGAACACCCACGCCGACAUUGCGACGCGCGCGCAGCUGCGGGCCACCCUCGACGACUUGAAGAGGAAGCGCGCAGAGGCAUGCGCGCUGGGACCCCAUAACGAUUGUUGGCAUGACUCGACAUUGCAUAAAGACGAGACGACGCGCAAACUGUGGGCCUUGGAGAGGUUGUGCCAUACGGUGAGCCUUAUGCAGGCUCUUUAUGAUUUGCUGGCGUGUACCCUUCGCAGUCUGCUGGCGGAUCAUUCCGAAAAGGAGGAGGAGCAGUUGAAGCAGGAGUUCCGGGAGAUGGUUGCGCUGUGGCGUUUUUAG